This is a messenger RNA of Fopius arisanus, 910 nucleotides long. RefSeq lists its product as uncharacterized. Gene Ontology annotation, molecular function: odorant binding; olfactory receptor activity. Gene Ontology annotation, biological process: sensory perception of smell; detection of chemical stimulus involved in sensory perception of smell. The record is from RefSeq and is a predicted model, not a curated record. Gene Ontology annotation, cellular component: plasma membrane. Bases 14 to 556 code for a protein of 180 amino acids. NCBI's taxonomy places the organism in Eukaryota, Metazoa, Arthropoda, Insecta, Hymenoptera, Braconidae. The transcript has 2 exons.
UAUUGACGCUUGCAUGUCGGUGGGAAGAAUCGACGAUUUUGUUGAUACGAUUUAUAUCCUUGCAGUAGGAUGCAAUCUCUCGUACAAAGCUGUUAACAUCCUGACGAACCGCCAGGGAAUUAUCGAGCUACUUCGCCUUCUGGACUCCAAGGAAUGCCAGACCCUCAGCCCUGAAGAAGAUCUAUUAAGGAUUAAAUAUCACCGACGCGUCAGGAAAUCUACAAUAAUACUGUGUUCGUGUCUGGAAUUCACUGUUGCUAAUAUGAUUGUAUCAUCGGUUCUGGUGGAUAUCCCGGAACGUACGUUUCCACUCAAGAUAUGGCUUCCCUCGAAUUUCAGUGAAGACUUCGGUUUUUGGACGAUCUACUGCUCUCAGCUCAUCGCAUUCACCUACGCAGGCACAUUCCACGUUUUUUAUGACACUUUUGUCAUUGGGAUCAUGAUUACUCUCUCUGGACAACUCCAAAUUCUUCAGUGUAGAAAUCCUAAGAUGUCUGCACCGGAUGUUAAAUGUACAUCCCGAAGAAAUCGCGACAGAGAAAUCGGGGAGAUCUAAAUAACACACCGAUUAAACAAUUUUAAUUACUCAAUUAAUUGGAUAUUUGAUUUCAGGUAAUGACACCGCUGGAAAAAUCAUUCUGGAAAGGAAAUUAAUAAUCAAAACGAUGGAACAUUACGAAUUGCUUUUACAGUUGAGUACUCGUGUCUCAUUUACUCGCACAUACUCGGUGAUAUCUCGGAGAAUAACGAAGAUACCGAAAUUUUUGUUAUGACCUUUUUUGGAGAUCUCAUCAACCUCUUCGAGAAAGGUGGUGACGAAAUUUUCGGUAAACCCUUCAGUUCUCGAGAUAUCACCGAAAAACUGGUAUCUCAUAUCGUGGAGUGAUUUUCAGAUUCGCGAAAUCUUUCA